GCAGGAAAUGACAGAAAACCUGAAUACGGAACUGAACUGAAGCAGCAGCUCAGUUUCUUGCUCUGAGGUGGCAGCAGCCAGAGAGGAGCUGAGUGUCUACGUGAGGAGCUGGGAGCUGAGAGUGAACGCUUGCACUGUUAAAGAUGUGGAAGUCUGUAGUAGGGCAUGAUGUAUCUGUUUCCGUGGAGACCCAGGGUGAUGACUGGGACACAGACCCUGACUUUGUGAAUGACAUCUCUGAGAAGGAGCAACGGUGGGGAGCCAAGACCAUCGAGGGCUCUGGACGUGCAGAGCACAUCAACAUCCACCAACUGAGGAACAAAGUGUCAGAGGAACAUGAUAUUCUCAAGAAAAAGGAGAUGGAAUCAGGGCCCAAAGCAUCCCAUGGCUACGGAGGUCGGUUUGGGGUGGAAAGGGACCGCAUGGACAAGAGUGCUUUGGGCCAUGAAUACGUUGCUGAGGUAGAGAAGCACUCUUCUCAGACUGAUGCUGCCAGAGGCUUUGGGGGCAAAUACGGAGUUGAGAAGGACAGAGCAGACAAGUCAGCAGUUGGCUUUGAUUACAAAGGAGAAGUGGAGAAACACACAUCUCAGAAAGAUUACUCUCGCGGCUUUGGUGGCCGAUACGGGAUAGAGAAGGAUAAACGAGACAAGGCCGCUCUGGGAUAUGACUACAAGGGAGAGACAGAAAAACAUGAAUCCCAGAGAGAUUAUGCCAAGGGCUUUGGUGGUCAGUAUGGAAUCCAGAAGGACCGAGUGGAUAAGAGUGCUGUUGGCUUCAAUGAAAUGGAGGCCCCAACCACAGCUUAUAAGAAGACAACACCCACAGAGGCUGCUUCUAGUGGUGCCCGGGGGCUGAAGGCAAAAUUUGAGUCCAUGGCUGAGGAAAAGAGGAAGCAGGAGGAAGAAGAGAAGGCACGGCAGAUGGCCAGGCAGCAACAGGAGAGAAAGGCCCUGGUAAAGACAAGCCACAUGGCUCAGCAGCCCGUGGCCACUUCGGAGGAGCCGGUGGCACCAGCCCCAUUGCCCAAGAAAAUCUCCUCAGAUGCCUGGCCUCCAGCAGGGAGUUGUCCAUCGUCAGAGCCUGAGCCCGUGAGAACCAGUAGGGAACACCCAGUGCCUGCCCUGCCUUCGAGGCAGCACCCCCCAGAGGACAAUGAGAAGCCCCCAGCUCUGCCCCCCAGGACUCCAGAAGUCUUCCAGCUGGAAGAAGAGCCAGUGUAUGAAGAGGCACCUGAGCCCGAGCCCGAGCCCGAACCUGAGCCCGAGCCCGAGCCUGAGCCUGAGAAUGACUAUGAAGAUGUUGGGGAGAUGGACAAAUGUGAGCAGAAUGAUGAAUCAGAGGGGGACUAUGAGGCUGUGAUCGAGCCUGAGGAUCCUUCAUUCUCCUCCACUCUGGCUGGAUCAUCAGGCUGCCCGGCUGGGGCUGGGGCUGGGAUCUCAGCUGUGGCCCUGUAUGAUUACCAAGGAGACGGAAGUGAUGAGAUUUCCUUUGAUCCAGAUGACAUCAUCACUGACAUUGAGAUGGUGGAUGAGGGCUGGUGGCGGGGACGUUGCCACGGCCACUUUGGACUCUUCCCUGCAAAUUAUGUCAAGCUCCUCCAGUAACUGUCCCCUUCUGUCUUCUGCACUGUGACUUUCCAUGUCCAAAGUGGCUCUGCCUCCACCCCUUCUCCAUCCCUGCUGCAAGUGUCUAACAGGAUGUCAUGAGUUGCCUGAAGUUCUAGACAGACUUCCCUCUCCCUCUCCAUUAGGGUGUGGGGCAGAGACAGUAUGAGGAAAAGGGUCUCCAUCCCCUCAGUGUCCUCUCUACCUUGGAUGAAUUCAGGAAUGUUUAUACUGUGGUCCUGCCUUCUUCCCCAUGACUGCCACCUCAAACCCCCCAAGCUUUUCCUUCCUUUGCAGACUCUGAGCUUCCUGGGUUGCUUAUCUGGGAAGGUAUAUCUAUAUUGCUUGACUUGCCUGGUUGUGCUAUUUGUUCAAUUUCCUUCUCUGCAGAGAUAUCUCUGAAUCUUCUCUCUGCUCAGUCCUCAAUUGGAAAUAAAGUAGGAUCAUGACUCA
Camelus dromedarius (Arabian camel) is the source of this 2060-nucleotide messenger RNA. RefSeq names its product hematopoietic cell-specific Lyn substrate 1 (gene HCLS1). Gene Ontology annotation, cellular component: plasma membrane; site of polarized growth; actin filament. Gene Ontology annotation, biological process: regulation of actin filament polymerization. The coding region runs from base 144 to 1607 and encodes 487 amino acids. The record is from RefSeq and is a predicted model, not a curated record. Gene Ontology annotation, molecular function: actin filament binding. The transcript has 14 exons. NCBI's taxonomy places the organism in Eukaryota, Metazoa, Chordata, Mammalia, Artiodactyla, Camelidae.